AUGACCCUAGCCACAGUUGGAUAUAUGGCUCCACACUCACUAUUAUUACCAGAUGGAAUCAUAGAUGAAGUUGUAGAUGCCAAUUUGCUUGGGAUUGGGACAGAGCAGGAAAAUGACGAUCAUGUGAGGAAGAGGGAUUGCAUAUCAACUAUUAUGAGAUUAGUUAUUAUUUGCUGUGCAAAAUCACCAGAAGAGAGGAUAAGUGUGGAAGAAACUGUAGCCACGCUCAACAAAAUCAAGACAAAGUUUUUGAAGGACUCUGGUGUAGGAAGAGAUGGAACUAGUCAUAAGAACGAGAUUCAAAGCAUCUUACUUGGUAUGAUAUCAGUAUCAGAGCAGGAUUUGUUCUGUUGUGUCGUGGCUGCAACCACCACGGCCUCUUGUCAGCUCCUUCACUGCUUUUCGCCAUGCCAAGAGGCAAGAAACGGCUUAUUACGGCAGCCUAUUUUUGUGGAGUGUAAACAACCAAGGUGGGAUUGGGCGAAGCUCAAAUCAGUCAGUGAUGGGGUCAUUGGGCUUUCUAUAACUGAAUAUUUUGAUUACCAAAAACAAACUUGA
Prunus armeniaca (apricot) is the source of this 558-nucleotide messenger RNA. The record is from the annotation of a GenBank genome assembly. NCBI's taxonomy places the organism in Eukaryota, Viridiplantae, Streptophyta, Magnoliopsida, Rosales, Rosaceae.